AGUCACCCACCAGCGAAGCCUGGGCUCGGACCUGGCAGGCGCUUGCGCUUCUCUUUCUCCCUCAAGGAACUUGUCGACUUCGCGCCUCUCCCGCCCCCGCAGCGCAACUCCUUUCCCUUGGCGUCCCUUAGCCCGCCGCUGCUCCCUUUCUUUCUGCCCGAGCAGGAUCCCCUCAGCGGACGCAAAGGAAGCCUGGAAGAGGUUGGGGAGUGGGGGGGGGGGAGGCGGAUCGCGACCUCGCUCCCCGCCCGGGCUGUGCGCGAAGAGUUUGGGAGAGAGGCUCCCCUGCCGGCUCUCGGCACGCCCCCGCCGCGGUCAGACUAUUUGUAGGAGUCGCCCAGAGAGGAUCCCCGAGCAGUUGGGCGGCCGGAGAAAGGAAAUCCAGCCGCCUCCGGGAAGAAAAGCGGGCUUUCGAAGCGGGAUGGGGGAGCAGAGGAUGAUGCCUCUGGGCUGCGGGAAGAUGCUGCUGCUUCUGCCUCCGUCCACUCUGCUGCUUGCCCUGGCUGGGCUGCUGGCUUCCUGGGCGCCUCUGGCGCGGGGCGCGGCUUGCGAGCCGGUGCGCAUCCCUCUGUGCAAGUCUCUGCCCUGGAAUAUGACCAAGAUGCCCAACCACCUGCACCACAGCACGCAAGCCAACGCCAUCCUGGCCAUGGAGCAGUUCGAAGGCUUGCUGGGCAUCCACUGCAGCCCGGACCUGCUCUUCUUCCUCUGCGCCAUGUACGCGCCCAUCUGCACCCUCGACUUCCAGCACGAGCCCAUCAAGCCUUGCAAGUCAGUCUGCGAGAGGGCCCGGGCCGGUUGUGAACCGGUCCUCGUCAAGUACGGCCACGCCUGGCCGGAUAGCCUGGCCUGCGACGAGCUGCCGGUCUACGACCGAGGGGUCUGCAUUUCCCCCGAGGCGAUCGUCACAGCCGAAGGAUCCGAUUUCCCUAUGGAUUCUAAUAAUGGGAACUGUAGAGGCACCAAUGCUGACUACUCUUAGUGGAAGGCUCCAUAGCUGAGAAAUGGAAGGAUCGUCUCGGUAAAAAAGUGAAGCGCUGGGACCAGAAGCUCCGUCAUCCUGCCAAAGGCAGAAAUGAACCUGGGCAAAGUGAUUCUGCUCCCAAAUCUGGGAGAAGCACCAAUCCACGGCAAAGGCGCAACUGAGAUGAAGAAUACUUUGAGGCCAAAACCAAUCCAUGGACUUGUAUAAAUUAAAAGACUUGCCUUCUUGAAGCAGCAAAAGAGAAAUUGCACUAUUGCACGUUGCCUUUUAUUGUUUACUAUGAGUUCAUUCUGUAGCCAAUGUUGGUGUUUUUUACCCUUCCCUUCCCUUGUUUUUUGUUUUUGUUUUUGCCUCUUGCAUUGUGCAGGAGUACAAACACUUGGAAAAGAAAGGUAUAUUAUAUUCACAAACAUCUAUCUGUGAAUUACAUUGACAAACAUUUUUCUUUCCUUGAAUGGCCAAGUUGAUUUCAUUGGAUGCUCAUGAUAAUUCUUUGUAUACUGUUCUUUCAGUCUAGAAAGCCACAAAUACUUUUCUUUAUAUGCAUAAACAAGUUGCCUGAAAGGACAUUAAAAAAAAAAAAACACACCAAAUCCCACAAUUCUUAGGUUGUGUUAAAAAAUAAUUAAGAAUAAUUCAAAUUCCCCUGUAGUCAUAAAGGAGAAUGAGGUGAGUGUGAAGAAUAUCAGGACCCCACAUAUUAAGAAAAAUUAAGAUCUUAAUGGACAUUUUCUAAUAGAAAUAAAACUCCAAAAGGCAAAUGAGUUCUAAAAGUUGUUAUCUGGAAAACACAAGCUAUUUUUUACAAUUGGCAAGUGAAAAAAUUGAUCAAUUUUAAAGAAUUUCCCCCCUUCUCCUUACUCAUAUUGAUACUCUCCAUGGUGGCCUAGAUUAUGCAAAGAAAUUAUACCAAGAGAAUUCAGCCUUUUAGAGUAGGUUUGCUAAUAAAUGUCAAUUCCGCUUCAAUAAACCACUUAUAUGAAGCUUUGUUUUAAAACAUUAGCCAUGACAAAGACCGCACAAAGGAUUUACUUUUGAAAGUCUUAAUCCUUCUGGGAAAAGUUGUAUAGAAUUGUUAAAUCCCAAAGAUAUCCCGGACUUGUCCUCUGUUAACACUUCUCCCUCAUUUUCACUGUUGCUAUGCUGAGUAAUAGGAAUACAGGCCUGCAUCUCAGCGUAGAUCUGCAUUUUAUCAUUUCAGGCUGUCCUUUUGAUUGUAUUUCACUAUCUAUAUGCAACUGGAAUGUUUAAUGGUCAGUGUUGGGGAUCUGGAUGAAUGCUUCUGAGAAAGCUGAAAGGGUGGUCCUAUUAUUGGACUAAAACUUCCUACCAUGUUGGCUGUGGACAAUGGGAGUCUGAGUCUAACACUGCUGGAGAACCAUAGAGUCUUCCCCCUUAUCAGUCACAAAUAAAAGCAUCAACUUCUUUGCAAUCAGAGGACAUUUUAAACACCUUACAAUGCAUAUUUCCAUUCAAGUGCCAACCGAUCAUCCUAAUGAUCAGAUCUUUUAAGUCUUUUGUAGCAUUUCCAAUACCUUGAAGUUGUAAUUCCGAUCUUUCUCCCUCUCUGAAUUGAAAUAAAACAAUUAUUUUAGAAAA
Thamnophis sirtalis is the source of this 2584-nucleotide messenger RNA. Lineage: Eukaryota; Metazoa; Chordata; Lepidosauria; Squamata; Natricidae. The record is from RefSeq and is a predicted model, not a curated record.